This is a messenger RNA of Hypanus sabinus (Atlantic stingray), 3480 nucleotides long. It is a transcript of the gene ndor1, whose product is annotated as NADPH dependent diflavin oxidoreductase 1. NCBI's taxonomy places the organism in Eukaryota, Metazoa, Chordata, Chondrichthyes, Myliobatiformes, Dasyatidae. The transcript is spliced from 16 exons. Gene Ontology annotation, cellular component: cytosol. The record is from RefSeq and is a predicted model, not a curated record. Gene Ontology annotation, molecular function: flavin adenine dinucleotide binding; NADPH-hemoprotein reductase activity; FMN binding. Bases 184 to 1980 code for a protein of 598 amino acids.
AUGUAAUCUGGAAAGUGUGACAAGAUAAUGCAAACCUAUUUAGUCUACGAACAGUAAAUGAAAAAGUGACAAAUUGUGAAGAACUGUAAUCUUGAGCACAGUAUGGGAGGCAAGAGGUGUUACAUCUAUUAUGCUACGGGACUUGGUUCGAAUUGUAUUCUGAAGCUGAUUCUGUGGUGAUGUAUGAUGGUGGAGCGGAAGCUGUUGGUGUUGUUCGGUAGCCAGACUGGCACGGCACAGGAUGUGGCCGAGCGGAUUGGCAGAGAAGGAGUACGGCGCCAUUUUGUUUGCAGGGUUUUGCCUUUGGAUAGUUACCCAAUAGCUGACCUGAUCCAGGAGCCUCUGGUGGUGUUUGUGUGUUCCACCACAGGCCAGGGUGAACCUCCGGACAAUAUGAAGAAAUUCUGGCGGUUUAUCUUCCGACGGAAUCUUCCUGCUGCCUCUCUCUCCAUGGUGAAUAGUGCUGUCCUUGGUCUUGGAGAUUCUUCCUACCCCAAGUUCAACUUUAUUGCCAAGAAGCUGAGUAAGCGCUUGAUGCAAUUAGGAUCCAAUAAACUACUACCAGUGGGAUUGGGUGAUGACCAACAUGAUCUGGGACCAGAUGCUGUAAUUGAUCCAUGGCUAAAAGAAUUCUGGGAUCAUGCUUUAAGAAUCUAUCCUCUUCCGCCAGGGUUAACCAUGCUUGGUGAUGAUGUCAUAUUGCCAUCAAAGUACCGCUUUCAGUUUGAGGAGGAUGCCACCAAUGGCAUAUUAGUGGGACCUUUUGACACCGACAGACAAAUUCCUGGUCCGCCCUCACAGCUCCACCCAUUCCCUGCCCGGAUGAUCGCCAACAAAAGGGUCACAGAUGAUAACCACUUCCAGGAUGUGCGACUGAUCACCUUUGAUAUCACUGGCUCCAGCAUCGAGUACUCAGCAGGGGAUGUAGCAAUGAUCGAACCUCGAAAUUCACCAGACAGCGUGGAACAGUUCUGUCAGCUGUUUGGCCUGAAUCCAUGUAAAAGUUUUAUCCUGAAGCCCAAUGAUGCAGCAACACCACUUCCUGCUCGAUUGCCGCAGCCCUGCACAAUUCAGUACCUAGUUGAGCGAUAUCUGGACAUUAACUGCGUCCCCCGACGCUCCUUUUUCGAGCUUCUAUCGUACUUUUCUCCUGAUGAGUUAGAGCAGGAGAAGCUGAAGGAAUUCAGCUCAGCCGAGGGCCAGGAAGAGUUGUACAGCUACUGCAACAGACUUCGAAGGACCACUUUGGAGGUUCUGUUCGAUUUCUCGAAGACGACAGCUGCCAUCCCAAUCGAUUAUCUCCUGGACCUCAUUCCUGAAAUUCGACCACGGGCUUUUUCCAUCGCUUCUUCCCAGUUGGCUCACCCCGGACAGAUUCAGAUUCUGAUGGCAGUUGUUCAGUACAAGACCAAGUUGAAGAAGCCUCGACGUGGUGUGUGUUCCAGUUGGCUGGCAUCCCAGAACCCACAGCAGGGUGAUGUGUUUGUGCCCCUAUGGGUGAAGGAGGGGAUGUUGCAGUUUCCUACAGACACUGAAACACCCAUUAUCAUGGUUGGACCAGGCACAGGGGUGGCACCAUUCCGAGCAGCAAUACAAGAACGUGUUGCAAAGGGGAGAAAAGGCAACUACCUGUUCUUUGGCUGCCGUGGGAAAUCGAAGGAUUUCUUCUGUCAAGCUGAGUGGGAGGAUCUGCAGCACAAGGGCUUGCUCAGCCUCUUCACAGCUUUCUCUCGGGAUCAGGAUCAUAAAAUAUACGUCCAGCAUCGUAUAAAGGAGAAUGGAGCUGUGAUUUGGGACUUGAUUGGGAACAAAAAGGCAUACUUCUACAUUGCAGGCAAUGCCAAGAUGAUGCCAGUACAGGUCACCGAUUCCUUGAAGUCUGUUUUCCAGUCAGAGGGAGGCCUUUCUGACACCGAGUCUGAGCACCUUCUUGUGGAACUGGAACAAGGCAAAAGGUUCCAGACGGAGACCUGGUCGUGAAGAUAUGUACCCGGGCUCAGAGCCCAGACCGCAGGAUGUGCCUUCUUCAAUGGGGUGUGAGUGAGUGUCAUCUGAUCACGGAUCAAUUGACUGUGGCUUAGGAGCUCUUCCCUGCUUCUUUCACCCGAUCACUCACUGCUGAAGUGAAAGAGAUUGCAUGUUGUGACAUAAUUUAUCAAGCAGAGGCAUUUCCCAUGAGAUGACUGGCCAGUCAGAACACACUAAACUUGACUGUUCAAUAAAAUAAAUUGGAUAUAGGGAACAAUAGGCUGCUGAACAGUCUCUGUUUGCCUUGCUUAUGAUGUUGUGCUGAGCUUGAUCACAGGCUCGGAGGCCACAGCUGCAUGAAGAAACCUGUUACUGCCGAUGGAGCUCAGAACGUUUGUGCCCCUCCCGUAUUUCACUGGGGUCAUUGAAGGAAGCAGGCCUUUGGCCUAGUUCAUCCAUGCUAUCCAAGGUGACUUCCUGGGCUAGUCCCAUUUGCCCAUUUUCCUCUAAAUCUUUUCCAUCCAUAUGCCUGUCCCAAUGCCUUUUAAACAUGAUUCCCUUCUCAAGAUGGUGCUCGAGAGUGGUGACUGAGGUGAGCUGCUUUCAGUAGAUCCACUCAUUUCAUUGUAAUUAUACCUGCUUUUGCCUCUUCUUCCACAUACCCACCACCCUCUGUGUGAAAAAUUUACCCCUCAGGUCCCCUUUCAAAUCUUUCCCCUCUCACCUUAAACCUAUGCCUUCCAGUUUUACGCUCUCCACACUGGGGAAAAGGCUGUGAUUAUUCAUCCCUUCUCUGUGCUCCAUAAUUUUAUAAGCCCUGAAAAGGUCACCCCUCAGUCUCCUUCACUUCAGGGAGCUCCAGGGAGAAUGGCCUCAGCCUAUCCAAUCUCUCCUUAUCACUCAAGCCCUCCUGUCCUGGCAACAUCCUAGUGAAUCUUUCCUACACCCUCUCUUGCUUAAUAACAACCUUCAUCUUGCACGGUGACCAAACUGCAGUAUUCCAAGUGCAGUGUCAGCAACAUCUUGUGCAGAUGUAACAUGAUGUCCCGACUCCCGGAAUCUAUAUCCCCACCACUGAGAGCCAGCAAGCAUGUCACACACAUGUUGUAUGAGCUGCAGUAGUGUUACUCUCCUUACUUACUGAUCCUCCCUCUAGUCCUCCACCUCCCAGUCUUCCCCAUCUCACGAUACUACAUUACAUCAGGUGAGAAUGGAGCAAGACCGUGACUUAUCUUCUCCAUAACCACUUCGCUGUUCUGCCUGGAACAAAUUUGAGGCUGUCACAGUGGCAUGGCUGAUGGAGCUGCUGUUUCACACCUCUGUUCAGUCCUGGCUUGGGCUGCUCUUUGCACGCUCUCCUUGUCACUACAUGGAUUUUGUCCUGGUACUCUGUUUUCCUCCAACAGUCCAAAGACAAGCAGGCUGGAAGGUUAAUUGGCCUGAAUGUAAUUGCCCCUAGGUUUGAAUCUAGGGGUAAAUAUUGAAAAUAAAAUGGGAUUAAUGUAGCAUCAA